Phymastichus coffea is the source of this 627-nucleotide messenger RNA. RefSeq names its product trypsin-4-like. The record is from RefSeq and is a predicted model, not a curated record. The transcript has 7 exons. Gene Ontology annotation, biological process: proteolysis. Lineage: Eukaryota; Metazoa; Arthropoda; Insecta; Hymenoptera; Eulophidae. Bases 1 to 627 code for a protein of 208 amino acids. Gene Ontology annotation, molecular function: serine-type endopeptidase activity.
AUGAAGCUUUCGUGUGUCUUACUUUUCAUCGUCUGUGGAAAUCAGUUAUUGACCGAUGCAAUGCAUGGAGGUGAUAUUGAUUACAUCGAGAAAGUGCCAUAUAUGGCUCAAGUAUUUAGACUGUACAAGGGUGGAUUAAAAUCAUUCUGCGGCGCUGCGAUUCUUACCGGUCGUUGGCUAGUAACGGCAGCUCACUGCACAGCCCCCAAAGAAACUGUACUAUCCACACAAGUGCGUGUUGGUACCAACUAUACCUUGACAGGAGGUGAACUGUACAAUAUAUCUAGAAUAAUCAACUAUAAGCAGUAUUAUAAUAGUGCAAAUAGAUGGAAUGAUGAUAUUAGUUUGAUAAAGUUGGAAGGAUUAGUUAAAUUUAACAAUAAUCGCCAACCGAUAUCCAUAUCGAGAGUACCACCGAAAGUUGGAGAUGAAAUUGUAAUUGAUGGAUAUGGGGAUGAUUAUGACGGUGUUUAUGGAACAUGCCUGAAAGUUGGUUAUCAAAAGGUUAUUAGUAUAGAUGAAUGUCGGAAAGCGUUCAGCAGAACAGAUAGGAAAAACAUUGAAAUAGACAACAGAGUUUUUUGCACGAAUUCCACAACGUUGGACCUUUGCCCAGGACUACACUAA